Messenger RNA from Racocetra persica, 882 nucleotides. The record is from the annotation of a GenBank genome assembly. NCBI's taxonomy places the organism in Eukaryota, Fungi, Glomeromycota, Glomeromycetes, Diversisporales, Gigasporaceae.
AUGGCUGCGCAACAAGCAAUUUCAGGAUUUGAAAAAAGGCCUACAAUGUGGGUUCUUCGACCACAGAUUAUAGAUGCUUUCAGUUUCAUAUUAUUCAUUGGCCUAAUUGGUUUGAACGUUAUCGCUACAAUGUCAGGACUAUUCAUGGAUAAUAAUAACAUCAAAAUGACAAAGCUUUGGAUUACCAUUCAUUACUUGGGAUGGAGCUUUUUUUGUUGGAUUAUAAUUUUUGGGAUUGUUUAUUUUGGAAAAAAGUUGAUUUCAAUAAUAGAAAAACAUAUUCUGGAUACUAAAGGACAUAGAAAAGCAUCAUCAAAAGUCAGAAGCCUAGAACUUGGCUUAAUAAAGCUACGACGGGUCCGCGUUCUAUUAUUGAGCGAUUUAUUCUUUUUUGCUAUUUCAUCAUUACUUUUUGGGUUAUUUCGAGAGCAAAUUCUCACAUAUUCUAUAGCUAUUUCGCUUUUAUUAGCGACUUGCUGGAUAUUAAUCGUUCCGUUGACAAAUGCCAUAAUAAUUACGAUAUUGGCAUAUGAAAUAAAUGAAAAGACUCGAAUGCCAGCUUUUCGACCCAAGACAUCAACACAUUUUCAAACUACUAGAAGUAAUGAUGAUUUUACGGUUGCAUCAUUAAAAAACUUUCCUCCAAAAACUGUAAGAAAUGAUAGAAAUUAUCCAAGUAACCAAAGAGGAAUCACUAUGCAUAUGGAACAAACAGUAUCAAUCAACAACAACCCUUCAUUUAACAACAACCAUUCAUUUAACAACAACUCUUCAUUUACUCCUGGUUCAAAAGCACUAGAAUCGCCACAAGAUUUUAUGGAAACUACUAGUGAUCAAUCACAUAUAUCCCGAGAUGAAAGUGGUGACUCAAUAGAACUUGUG